Molecule: messenger RNA, 2096 nt
Organism: Chanos chanos (milkfish)
Lineage: Eukaryota; Metazoa; Chordata; Actinopteri; Gonorynchiformes; Chanidae
Gene: noa1
Product: nitric oxide associated 1
Exons: 8
Coding region: 1-2028 (675 amino acids)
Molecular function (GO): GTP binding
Source: RefSeq, a predicted model, not a curated record
AUGGUACAUACUGAAAGAGGGUCGCGAAUAUCUACUCCAGACCAAGCUAAGAGUAAUAGAGUUCUACGGACGUAUUCAUCUGUAGAACCAGUGAGGGAGGAAGAAUUUGUAUUCCUUGAGUACUGUGAGCCAGAGGACGAAAGAGGUCAGCAGCUACCUGAUGAGCUUCGUGUAACUGAUUCCAUGAUUUCAAAGGAGGUUAAAGUACCCAAAAGGACAGACACUGAGGUGCGUCACAAAGCACUGGAAAUGCAGUUGCAGUCAUUGAAACACAUGACAGAAGAGGAGCCCAACACAGAUUCUCUCAUUGAGUUUCAUGACAUUGGAUUCCCUACUGAAGAAACCACGAAGAAGAAAAAGAAAGCCAAAAAACAGCAAAAAAUCUUUGGGACCCCUGACAGUGAGGUGCCAUUUAGUGACACUUGUUGCUCUGGCUGUGGUGCUGUCAUGCACUGCACUGACCCAAAUAUUCCCGGCUACCUACCAAGUGAAAAAUACAAGAGUUUAACAGAAGAGGACAAACUGAAAAAGGCAACAUGUCAACGCUGUUUUUUGCUGGUGCACCACCAAAAGGCACUGAAUGUCACUAUGACAAAAGAGGAAUACCGAAAUAUUGUAGGUAGGAUUCAAUCUGAAAAAGCCCUUGUCCUAAAGAUCGUGGAUCUUUUAGAUAUCCCGCACUCUAUCAUACCCGACCUGCUUGAGCUCGUUGGGAAAAACAAACAAAUUGUCAUUUUAGGAAAUAAAGUGGAUUUGAUCCCCGGAGACUCUGAAAAUUAUUUACAACGGAUCAAACGUCAGCUUGCGCGGUAUUGCUCUGAUGUUGGUAUCCCGGUAAAUGACCUUAAAAAUAUCCACCUCAUCAGUGCCAAAACGGGAUACGGCAUAGAAAAUCUAAUAACAAGUCUACAAAUGUCUUGGAAGUACAAGGGUGACGUUUACCUUGUUGGGACAGCAAAUGCAGGGAAAUCCACACUGUUUAACACACUACUCGAGUCUGACUACUGCAAAUCAAGGGCAUCUGAUGUGAUCCACAAAGCAACCAUUUCUCCAUGGCCUGGAACCACACUGAACUUGCUGAAGUUUCCCAUCAUCAACCCGACUCCAUACCGCAUGUUCAGGCGUGCAGAGAGACUGAAACAAGCUGCCUUGCAGACAGAAGAGGAUCUCGGCCCACAGGAACUAAAGAGAAUCCAGCAGUUCAGCAAACAGGGCUAUUUAGUUGGUCGCAUUGGGAGGACAUUCCGAGUGAAUCCGUCACCCAAAAAAAAUAUAGUGGAGUUUGACCCCGAUAGCCUCAGUUUUGGAGAAGAUUUUGAGGAGAAUAGCAGAUCAAUUUAUGAGCCCAGUCCUGAGGCAGAAUUAACCUACAAUGAAAUCAAAGAUGCUCACUGGUUUUAUGACACUCCAGGCAUCAUGAAAGAACAUGAUGUGCUCAGCUUUUUAAAUGAACAAGAGGUUAAACUGGUGGUGCCUACACAUGCUAUUACCCCAAGGACAUUUGUACUGAAGCCUGGAAUGGUGUUGUUUCUGGGUGGCUUGGCAAGGAUUGACUAUGUUGAGGGGAAUAACUCUUGCUGGUUCUCCGUUAUUGCUUCAUCGCGGGUCCCAGUGCACAUCACCAGUCUGGAGAAGGCUGAGGCCCUCUACCAGAAGCAUGCAGGGAAAAACCUUCUGGGGGUGCCAGUAGGCGGAGAAGAACGCAUGAGGGAGUUUCCACCCCUUGUCUCUCAAGACUUUGAGCUUCAGGGGCAGGGUUACACCACGGCAAUCGCUGACAUCAAGUUAUCCUCUGCAGGCUGGGUGGCAGUGACUGGAGUGGAGGGUGAUCGGCUCCUGUUAAGAGCGCACGCCCCUGAGGCAGGAGGCCUGUGUUUAAGGAGCCCACCACUGCUCCCGCACAUCGUUAACAUCAAAGGGGAGCGCAUCAGGAAGAGCCCCACCUACAAGACAAAGAAGCCUCAGACAGUGCUGGACUCCAAACUGUCUCAAGAUGGAAAAAGACAGAAAAUGAGGGGUAAAAAAUGACCAGUCGUUUCCCCGUGAGAAACCCUGAGAGACCUUCUGGCUUUAGGUUUAGGCUAUGCCUGAAGAUG